Molecule: messenger RNA, 5022 nt
Organism: Biomphalaria glabrata
Lineage: Eukaryota; Metazoa; Mollusca; Gastropoda; Planorbidae
Product: E3 ubiquitin-protein ligase UHRF1-like
Exons: 17
Coding region: 115-2496 (793 amino acids)
Biological process (GO): negative regulation of gene expression via chromosomal CpG island methylation; protein ubiquitination
Molecular function (GO): protein binding; ubiquitin protein ligase activity
Source: RefSeq, a predicted model, not a curated record
UUCCCGCCAUCUCCUUCUUCUGAAGUAAAAGACAGUAGACGUGGAACCUUUUAUUGAAUUAAUCAGUGUUGUUUUUGUUUUUAAUUACAUUUAAUAGACUAAUAAUUAAUAAAAAUGUGGAUUCAAGUUAGAUCUAUUAGUGGAAGUAAGACUGUAAGGAUAGACAAUCUUAGUAAAUUAACUAAAAUAGAAGAAUUGCGUAAAAGAUUAGUUGAACCCUUUGAAGCAGAUCCAGAAAAACAGCGCCUAUUCUUUCGUGGAAAACAGAUGGAAGAUGGGCACACACUUUUUGAUUAUGAUGUUGGAUUAAAUGAUCUUAUUCAGAUUCUUGUGAGAAAGAAUUUAGAUCUAUCACUUAAUGAUGACAAAACUGUGGAAGAGCAAAAGACCAAUAAUGAAAUUGUUACAGAUGAUAGUAGCCAUUCAGAUAAAGAAAACAGUGAGCCACAAAAUGAUAGUAAAGCUGCAACAUCAAGUGUAUCAGAUAGCUGUUCAACAAGUAUAUACAAAGUCGGGGAUAUCAUUGAUGCUAUCAAUGUAACAAUGGGGGCUUGGUUUGAGGCCAAAAUUGUGAAGGUAGAACAUGGGAUAGACUCAGAGAUUCAAGAAAGACUUGCUGAAUGUCGUAAGGAGCUCUCUCGGACUGAUGAAAACGACAAUAGCAGUGCAGAAAAAUCACAGCUUCCUGAAGUUCCCUCGGAUGGUUUCACAUACCAUAUUUUUUUUGAAAAGUAUCCCGAUGAUAUUGAAAAAGUUUUAAGUUCAGAGAUACGACCUCGUGCUCGUACACUUAUUCGGUUUCAAGAUGUUCAAGUAGGUCAGCUAAUCAUGGCUAAUUACAACUUGGAAGAGCCUGAGAUGAGAGGCUAUUGGUAUGAUUGUAUUGUGACUGGUAAGAAAGACACAAGAACCAUGAAGGAGUUAUAUGCAACAGUUAAAGCUGGCCCAAACUUGACUCCACUUCCUAAUUGUCGCCUCCUUUUUAUUAAAGAAUUGUUUGGUAUUGAGCUUCCUGGAACACAGCUUUCUGAGGAGGAUAUUUCAUCAGACUCAAAGACUAAUAUAGCAACAAGAGAGAACAAGCCAGAGUGUGAUAAAUGUAAUGACAAUGCCAGCAAGAAAUGUAAGCACUGCGGGUGUGUGCACUGCGGUGAUAAGAAGGACCCAGACAAGACCAUCCUAUGUGAUGAGUGUAAUCAGGCCUUCCACUUGUACUGCUUGAAACCUCCUCUAGAAAGUGUACCAGAUGAAGAGGAAUGGUAUUGUCCAGAAUGCAAAAAUGAUGACACAGCAAUAGUUAAAACUGGAGAGAAACUGAAAGUCAAUAAGAAGAAAGCUAAAAUGGCAUCAGCCAGCAGUACCAGCAACAGAGACUGGGGAAAGGGAAUGGCUUGUGUUGGUAGAAGCAAAAUGUGUACUAUAGUCUCAUCUAAUCACUAUGGGCCAAUUCCUGGUGUUGAAGUGGGAACUUUGUGGAAGUUUAGAGUGCAGGUCAGUGAAGCAGGUGUACAUAGGCCACAUGUGGCUGGAAUACAUGGGAGAGAAGAAGAUGGUGCCUAUUCUAUUGUCUUGUCUGGAGGAUAUGAAGAUGAUGCUGAUGAUGGAGAGGAAUUCUAUUAUACUGGAAGUGGGGGCAGAGAUCUUUCAGGAAACAAAAGAACAGCUGAACAAUCUUGUGACCAACUGUUGACACGAAUGAACAAAGCCCUAGCCAAAAAUUGCAAUGCUCCUUUAGAUAACAAGAAAGGGGCUGAAGCUAAAGACUGGAAAGGUGGUAAACCUGUGCGUGUUGUACGAAACUGUAAAGGACGAAAACAUUCCGAAUAUGCCCCAGAAGAAGGCAAUCGAUAUGAUGGCAUUUAUAAAGUUGUAAAAUAUUGGCCAGAGAAAGGCAAGUCAGGUUUUCUUGUGUGGCGUUAUUUGCUACGACGAGAUGAUCCUGUCCCUGCCCCAUGGACUAAAGCUGGGAAGAAAAGGACGGAAGAGCUUGGCCUAGAGAUGCAGUACCCAGAGGGCUAUCUUGAGAGUUUAAAAGAAAAGAAUGAAGAUGAAGCACCAAAGAAGAAAAGUAAAAAAAGAAAGCUGGAAGAUGACACUGAAGACAAAGAAUCUUCUCCUGAGCCUGACACUAAGAAGCAGAAAGUUGUUAAAUACAACAUAGAGACCAGUAUUAAGAAGAAGAUUGCGGAUGAUGUGAUCAACAAGAAAUUGUGGGUUGAAGCUCUGACUUAUGUUAAAAGUGGUUCAAAGGUGUUUCAUGAUAAAGUUGAGGAACUGUUUCGAUGCAUUUGUUGCCAAGACAUUGUCUGUAAACCAAUCACUUUACAUUGUUCCCACAAUAUAUGUAAAAGCUGUCUACAGAGAUCAUUCAAAGCUGAAGUCUUUUCCUGCCCUGCAUGUCGAGCUGAGCUUGACAAGUCUAUGUCAUUGAGCGCCAACAAAACUCUGACAGAGAUUUUAAAUAGUUUAUUUCCAGGUUAUGAAGUAGGAAGAUAAAAUUAAAAUACUUAUAGGUAUUAUCAAAAAUUAGAGAGCUCAUGUUGUAUACAAUGUGCAAAUGUUUACUACCAAUUUUUUACCCCUAGAAAAUUACCUCAGUUAAGUUGGCCGAAAUAUAUUCAUUCCAAAUGGUAUUUUUAGAAUUUAUUUUAUAAUUUUUAUUACUAAUUGUUAUUCUAAAUGGUAUUAUAGAAUCAAUUGAAUAAUUUUUAUUUCUAUGUAGUUGAUGAAACAUACACACAAAAAUAUUUUAAAUGGUUUUGACGAGUGUAUUGAUUCAAUUUUUUUUCCCUCAUUAAUUUCUAUUUUAGAUGUACUUUAUUUUUUUAUUGGCUAGCAGUUAGCUGUACAUUUGUCUUGCAUGGAUAUAUAAACAAAAAUAUUUGCUUCUACCUCUUGAGCCUCAUGUGAGGUCAUUUUCAUAGACAUUCUGUAUUUUAUUAUCUGGACAAUUAGUGAUUCAGUUUUACAAUCUAAUAAAAUCAUGUCCACCCUAUGCAAAGAAAAUAUGUGAGAUUUUGGUUUUCACUGAAUUAAAUUUUUAUUAAAAUUGAACACUGUAUACUGUUUAUGAAAUCUAGUUAUUGUUUAGAACAAAAUAAAUUUAACAUUAAUAAUGUUAUACCUAUUCUAGAUGCUAUUUUAUCAAAAAAAAAUUUAAUAUUAUGGUCAAAGUGUGAUUGCACUAUACAUACUUAACAUUGUUCUGUAGACCAUCAGUCCAUGUUGUAGUGUCUCUGAGACCAUUUCCCCAGAGUAAGCUCUCCCCCCUAAGAACAAAACUAUUUCUCAAUCUCAUUUCAGAGCUACAUUUUUAUUUCAUCUACUAAAUAAGUUCAAAUGUCAGCCAUCGCUUUGAUUUUCAUUGUACGUUAUCACCAGAUGGGAAAGAUGUUUUAAAUGUGCACAAAUCAACUCUGUGUCUUGAAUCUUAAAACUGAUGAAAUAAGUGAAUACAUUCUUGCUCUCAAUAGAUGGUAUUCAAUCGCAGUAUUGAAUCAGAAGUUGCAAUUGCAGCUAAAGUAGGUUUUGGCUGGUACUAAUGAUGACCUCAUUAUUAUGCUUUAUUGAUCACUGACUGUUUCAUUGACAUUUUUUUUUUAAAUGAUUUUUGAUAAACAGAAAGUUGUUCAUCUUAUUAUGUCACAGAAGUUACUGUCUAGAUUGCUGUCAAAGUCUGUAGAGUGCAUUGAAAUGUUGGUGUUUUAUUAUUGUGAUUGUAACUCCACUAUUUUUUUAUUUUUUUUUACGAAAUACUGUAUCAAGUUUGAAGAUAAUGUACAUAGAUAUAUUUUUGUAUGGGCAGCAUUUUUGUGUCAAUAUCUACUAACACAAGUACUUCCAAUCUUUGAAUGGAAUAAAAUGUCUUUAUUGUUUGAAUUAUUAAAUGAAAUCAACAUAGGCUAAGAUGACCAGAGUAAUGCUUCUCGUCCUCAACAUAUCACUCGGGAAACAGUCGUUAGACUAGCUGAUUAGGCCAAAAGGGAGAAAGCCCCAAUAAGCAUGUCAAGUCACUAUCCACUCACCAUUCCAAAAGGAGACUUUUUUAUGGUGUACACCUGCAUGGCUGAUGUAGUACAGACAAGAAAUAUGGGGGAGUCUUGGGAUAUGAGCCAUCAGUAAUAGGUCAGUUUACAUCUGUUUGAAUCUAUCCCAGACAGAAUAGCUUAGACACCCCUAAGGAGAUUGGUUUCCAUGUGCCUAAAGGUCCAAGAGUCUUUGACUAAGGACAAUGACAAAGAAGAAGAAUGCUUAGUAAUGUCUGUAACUUUACUGUAACAGUAGAGAGAGAGAGAGAUUCAUUUGAUUCAGAACCUUUCCCUUCAAUGAUUCAUUUUCAAAAGCAUCAUUGUUAAAGAGAAAGUUGAACACAAAUUUAAUCAAAUUCUGACUAUUGAUUACUCAUGCUUUUUUUUUUUUUUUUUUAAUUACAAUUUUUACCAGCUAAAAAUUUAUUUUUUUUUUGUUAAUGUUUAUUAACCAAACACUUUGCUUUGUACUGAAGAGAAUUUCCUGACAAGGUUUUUAAAAUUUUAUUUUCUGGAGAGUUCAGUUCAGUUGUAUUAAUUUAAUAUUGCGUCAAGUAUUUGUAUUACAAUCAAGAGAACUAAGUCUUGAACAUGCUGUUAGUAUUUUAGCUUAUCAAGAUGUAGUCAUGUCUAUUUGAAUUACAUUCGCCUUUCAAUUCAGUGAAUUGACAUUCUGUUGUUUUCUUGUCAUUGUUGUAGAACAGAAAGUGUCACUGUGGCAGGAAACUGGGUUUUUUUUUUAAUGUGAUUUGAAGAUGUCAGGGACAGCAGGCCACACUUGAUUCAGUGUAGUUUUUACAUAGCAUUGAAUGUCCUCGCCUCAUUCCAACUUUAUGUAUGCAUCAUUGUGUGCUUGUACAACUUGAUUAGACCUAACAUUGAUGUACAGAUUUGAAUUGUGUACUGCCAUUGAAGGAAGAAGAAGCUUCUCACUGGGACACAGUACAUUAUUUUGUUUUUGCUUUUAUACUGUAAAUACAACUAUUUUUUUUUU